AUGGUCGAUGGAUUGAAGAUGGAUAGGUUCUGUCGGUGGGAAGUCCUCCCAAGGUUUCUCAAUCCAAUAGAAAGAGAAGUGAUGGCAUUGGCAGGUAGAGAGCAUGUUGAGUUUUCAUCUUUAAACUCUGAAUCAAGCAGUCAAACAGAAUCAAAUUCAAAUCAAGACAUGAAUCAUAUCAAUUCUCCUUCUAUAGAUACUGAUAUAUUACAAGAACAAGAACAAGAACAACUUGGUGAGGUCACUAAUUCAUGCAUUCAUGAAUCAAAAAAUAAAGACCCCAAAAAGGAAUUGGAUGUACUUUGGCGUAGAGUAAAGACAACAGCCUCAUUAUUGAACUACUUGAAAUCAAAAGCAAAAACAACAAUGACAAAUCCCCAUUUCGCCCUCACCUCCUCCCAAUCCCAUGACAUCACAAACAUAGAUUCUUCCAAUUUCAACUCCCCAUGGAUAGACAUAAAUACCCUUCAAGAAGAAGAAGAAGAAGAUGGGGUUUACAUGAAUGAAGUGGCAAAGACUGUGGAAAUGAUCACACAGGUGAUGGAGUCUCUUGUUGAAAGGGUAAUAAUGGCAGAAUCAGAAACUGAUAUUGAGAAACAGAAGGUGGCAAUAAGUCAAGAAGAGAUUAUGAAAAAGGAAAUCCAGGUUGAGAUAAUGUCUGAGAAAUUAGAUGAAAUGGAUCGAUUUGCAGUGGAUACAAACUGUGUUCUGAAUGAAAUGAGACAGUGGGUUGACAAUUUGGUUGAAGAAACAUCAAGACAAAAGCAAAGGGCAACACAAAAUGAACAAGAACUUAUUCGUGUCAAACAGGAUUUUGAAUCUUUGAAAUCUUAUGUCAAUAGUCUUAUUAGUGUAAGAGAAACACUUGUUUCUUCAGAAAAACAGUUUCAAACAAUGGAGAAGCUUUUUGAAAGGUUGAUUGCGAAGACGACACAGCUGGAGAGUGAAAAGAAGCAGAAAGAAGGGGAAGUUGAGAAAUUAAUGGAGGAGAAUUUGAGAUUGAAUGGUGUUUUGGAUCAAAAAGAGGCUCAAUUGUUGGCUAUGAAUGAACAAUGCAAGUUUAUGGCUUUAAGUGGUUCCCAUAUUUGAGUUUUUUUUCUGAAACUUUUAUUUUUAGAUCAAAUGUCAAUUGUUAAUGUGAAGGGGAAUAUGUUGUUGUUGCUACAUUUGUAUAAAAAAGCUAAUCCAUUUCAUGUUUGGAACAACUCAAUGCUUUCUAUUUCUUUUAUUGGACAGAAAAUUGAAGGUGUUUUUUAAAAUCCCUAAUUCAAUUUGUGAAUGG
Lactuca saligna is the source of this 1282-nucleotide messenger RNA. NCBI's taxonomy places the organism in Eukaryota, Viridiplantae, Streptophyta, Magnoliopsida, Asterales, Asteraceae. The record is from the annotation of a GenBank genome assembly.